Messenger RNA from Topomyia yanbarensis, 2974 nucleotides. Its product is annotated as zinc finger protein OZF-like. Bases 161 to 1705 code for a protein of 514 amino acids. NCBI's taxonomy places the organism in Eukaryota, Metazoa, Arthropoda, Insecta, Diptera, Culicidae. The transcript has 4 exons. Gene Ontology annotation, cellular component: nucleus. The record is from RefSeq and is a predicted model, not a curated record. Gene Ontology annotation, molecular function: RNA polymerase II cis-regulatory region sequence-specific DNA binding; DNA-binding transcription activator activity, RNA polymerase II-specific. Gene Ontology annotation, biological process: regulation of cytokine production; regulation of immune system process; negative regulation of transcription by RNA polymerase II.
CUCCAAAAACGUCACAUUCGAACGCCAUGAUCUUUUCUGCCAUGAAGUGAAAAUUACCGAUCGAAAAAAGUGGUGUUUCUCUUGCAUUAUUAUAAGAUUGCGUGAUUUUGUGGUUUUAUUCAAGUUUUACAACUCUUGAUUAAAGGCAACGCGAAUCGUAAUGGAUGAAUCCGUUGAGAUUAAGAAGGAAAUUGAGUUUAGUGAAGUGGAUCCAGACCGUGCCGGUGAAUGUGGUGGCGUCGCCCUGCCAAAAGCUGAUGGGGUGCCUUCAGCGACUCCAUUACCAGCUGCGCUGGAUUGUGUUGGCACUGUUUCUAAACCAAGCAUUCCGACGGAGCUGGGCGAAAUAGAGCUAAAGUUUGAGGCAGAGCUGCCUAGUGUGAUUGCCGGUAGCGAUGCGCCGAAAGAAACGAAACCGGAGAUUGAAGGUGAAUUCAGUGGAGGAAUUAAAAAAGAGGUUGUACCAGCAGGUCCACCAAGUAAAGAUGGUGAUGAUGAUGAUGAUUCAAGUGACAAUUCCGGCGAGCAAAGACACUCCGACGACGACGACGAGCCGGAUCGUGAUGGUAGCACCGGUCUCGAAAAGCCCACCAAAUGCGAUAUUUGCGACCGACAGCUCGCUACGCUAGGCUACUUAAAACGGCACAUGCGAACCAUCCACUCAGAAAAAUCCGUCCACCGGUGCGACAUUUGCGGGAAAAUCUGUAAGCGCAGUAACCUACUCGAAAGACACAUAAGGACACAUACCGGCGAACGACCAUUUCAUUGCGAAAUGUGUGGCAAAGGUUUCUCAUGCCAACCUUAUCUGGACACUCAUAUGAGAUUGCAUACUGGGAAUCACAACUACAAGUGCGAUGUUUGUGGCAAAGGAUACAGUUCAAAGAGUUUGUUUAUGGACCACACGAGAUCUCAUACAGGCGAGCGCCCGUACAAGUGUGAUAUUUGUGGCAAAGGAUUUACUACAGGAAACAACCUUGUGCAGCACAAGAAAUCCCAUAAUAACGAGCGCCCACACAAAUGUGACGUAUGUGGCAAAACUUUCAAACAUAUCUAUGACCUUCGGUAUCACAGUGGAGUGCAUAUGGCUGAACAUCCUUUCAAAUGUAACACUUGUGGCAAGCGAUUCUCUAUCCUUGUACAGUUAAAUCAGCAUCAGAGGAUUCAUAAUGAGCCACGUCUGCAUCGGUGCGAUGUUUGCAACAAAGAGUUCAGAAGUAAUGCUGCCCUCGUCAUACACAUGCGGGGUCACACCGGUGACCGGCCAUACAAAUGUGAAGUUUGCGGUUCUUCGUUUAAGACUGCUAGUGCCCUGGAAGGUCACAUGAGAAUUCAUUUGAACCUAGCAUCAAAACCGUUCGAAUGUGAGAUAUGCGGAGCAAAGUUCGGCCAACAAGGAACUCUUAGCAUUCAUAGUAAGGUUCAUCGGCAGACACCGUUCCAUGAAUGUCCUAAUUGUGACAAACAAUUUCUCACCAUUAAAGAGCUGGAUAGGCAUAAAGUCAACAUUCACAGCGAUCGACCGUACAAAUGUAUGAUCUGUGACAAAGCCUCCACUACCAUGUCUAACCUGCGGGAACAUCUGAAACUUCACACGGGCCUGAAUCGAUUCCAAUGUCAAUUUUGCGAGCGGAGCUUUACGAGGAAACCAAACCUUACGAAACAUGUAAAAGAAAUGCACGCUGAAGAUAAACUGCCUGUAAUGUAAUCGCCUCCAUUCCGACCACGAGCCGGAUCGUGAAGCCACCGGUCUCGAAAAACCCACCAAAUGCAGCAUUUGCGAUCAACAGUUCGCUACGCUAGGCUACCUUAAACAGCACAUGCGAACCAUCCAUAUCGAGAAAACAUCCCACCAGUGCAACUUUUGUGGGAAAAUCAUGGCGCGGAAGGCCUACCUCGAAAGACAUAAAAGAAAUCAUACCGGUGAACGAUCGUUUCAUUGCGAAAUAUGUGGCAAAGGUUUCAACCACAAAAACUCUCUGACCGGUCAUAUGAGAAUGCAUACUGGAAAUCACAUAUUCAAGUGCGAUAUUUGUGGUAAAGGAUACAGUUCAAAGUGUAAGUUUAUGGACCACGUGAGAUCUCACACAGGCGAGCGUCCGUACGAAUGUGGCAUAUGUGGAAAAAGUUUUACCGGCCAGACCCUCCAGAGAAAUCAUACGUUAAGGCAUCUAGCAAAUCGCACGUUCAACUGCGAUGUUUGUGGCAAAGGAUUUACUGCAAAGGGCAACCUUAUGCAUCAUAAGAUAACCCACAGAAUCGAGCGCCCACACAAAUGUGACAUAUGUGGGAAAAGUUUCAAAAAUGACUAUUCGCUGCUGUAUCACAGUGGAGUGCAUAUGGCUGAACAUCCUUUCAAAUGUAACAUUUGCGGCAGGGGAUACUCUUUCAUUGGGCAGUUAAAUCAACAUCUGAAACUUCAUAACGACGCACGUCCGCAUCGAUGUAAUGUUUGCGACAGAGAGUUCAAAGCUAAACAUAUCCUCGCCACACACAUGCGGUCUCAUACUGGUGAACGGCCAUACAAAUGUGAAGUUUGCGGUUCUUCGUUUACGACCUCUAGUGUUCGGGGAGCGCAUAUGAAAAUUCACUUAAACCCAGCAUCAGCCCCGUUUGAAUGUGACAUAUGCGGAGCGAAAUUCAACCAACGAAAAAGUCUCAAAGCUCACAGUAAGGCUCAUCAGCCGAGACCGUUCCAUAAGUGCGCCGAUUGUGAGAAACAAUUUCUCACCUCUAGAGAGCUGGUGGGACAUAGAGUUACUAUUCACAAUGAACAUCUGAAUCUUGACACUGGCGCGAUUCAGCACAAAUGUCACAUUUGUGAGCGGAGCUUUGCAAGAAAAUCGAACCUUAAUAGACAUGUGAAAGUAAUACACGCUCAAAGAUAAACUUCGGCGAUGUAAAGCGACCACCAAAUCAGCGUCUAAAGUGUUAAAUUCUACGCGACGCCCGUUUUCUAUUCAUAAGGAGAAGUAGU